GAGUGACGUAUUGCGUUGUAAUACAGAGACGGCGUCGGAAUGUGUUGAAGGUCUGCUAAUAUAUAUAUAUAUAUAUAUGUUCUGGGUCCGUGCAGGCUGGGAAACCUGACUUCCUCACACUUUUAAAAGCACAGUGUAUGUGAAAUUAGCCGGGUUUUGGUAGUGGUCUGCUGUGGACCCCAAGCUGAUGUUCUAUACGUGAAAAACACUUUCAACCAGCCAAGCAGGAAACCAAGGAAAGGUGCCAUGUCUAACAGAAAAUCUGAUGGCUCCAUGGGUGACAAGUCUCUUCUUGUUCCGGGGAGCUAUUUCAGCUCAGCCCUUACGCUGGACCAGCCUUCAGGACGUUCGGCUUCGAGCAUCGACCUGUCCACUGUCAGUUCACCAGAAGAUGAGAGGAGAACUGUAGUGCUCAGCACCCAGAGUAAUGCAGCUCGGAAGCGGGGCACUCAACAGCUCAUUCCCAAGAACCUGGCUGUGACUAGCCGGCCAAAAAACCGCCACCACACGACCGUGGUGACCCUGCCCGUCCCCCUGCAGGUCACGGAUAUCUCCUGGGAGGACUAUGACAGCGAUGCAGGUGAUGGGUUUUCGCUGAGGAGAAACCGCAGGAAUCAGUCGUACCGUGCUGCCGUCACCAGUUUGAAUUUUGAUGCUUUGCCAAACGAACUCCAAACAGAAACGCUGACACUUGUCAAUGAAGCGAAGGGGGCCAACCAAAAGCAAGCACACAAAUCGGGACGCAAGAGAACAUUGGGGAGGAUCAGGAACAGAAAACACGCUGGCUCAUUUAAAGAUGAUCCGCGCUUUUACCAGGAAAUAAGGGAGCGAGGUCUGAACGCCAAUAACCUGAGCACCGAGGAUGAUGAGUUCUCACCGACCGAGCCACCAGAGGAUCAGGGCAUUGUGGUGAAGAACUACAGGGCAGCGUACAUGACAUGGAGUCAACUACCACAGGUGAAGGAUUUGGGCAUUUUGGAUAACAUCUCCUCUGAAGAACGCAAAAGACAAGAAGCCAUCUUUGAAAUCAUCACAUCAGAAUUUUCCUACCAGCACAGUGUAAGCAUCCUGGUGCGUCAUUUUAAGGAAAGCGCAGAUUUGAAAAAGACCAUGACCACAACGGAGCACCAUCACCUGUUCUCCAACAUAUCUGUCAUCCAGGAAGUCAGCAAACGGUUUUUUGAAGAUCUGGAAAAGCGUCACCAAAAACACCCUGUGAUUCACGACAUCAGUGAUAUAGUGAAAAAUCAUGCGACUCACCACUUUGAGCCGUAUAUUGUGUAUUGUUCCAAUGAGACUUUCCAGCAGAGAACGCUCCAGAAACUACUGUCAAGCAACACUGCGUUUCGAGAGAGUUUGAAGCAGAUUGAAGGCAGCGAAGAGUGUGGAGGCUUACCCAUGAUCUCCUUCCUCAUCUUACCCAUGCAGAGGGUUACUCGUCUGCCACUUCUCUUGGACACCAUCUGUCAGAAAACCCCAGACGGUACAGCUGAAUACUUUGCUGCCCGUUGGGCUUUAAAAGCUAUCAGUAAGCUGGUGAAGAACUGUAAUGAUGGAGCACGGAGGAUGGAGCGGACGGAGCAGAUGUACACCAUCCAGAAACAGAUGGAGUUUGGUAAAAUCAAGUGGGCUGUUAGGGUUAAGUGGUGCUGGUAUGUCUGUAACACUCCUGUUUUAUUUAGUGAGGAGAGUUAUGUUGUGUUGGACUAUGCCACUGUGGAGAAGGUGGAGGUGGAAGAGGCAAUCACAGAGUCCAAACUCAAUCUGAAGCUGAUAAUGAAUCCCAACAGCGAAGGCCGUUGUGAACAGAUGAUAUUCGUUGCAGAAAGCAAGCUGGACAAAGCUCGAUGGGUCACAGGUCUCAGUGAUGUCAAACAAAGCAACAGCAUUGCUAAUGAUAGAUUCCAAGAUCUGCCUCAAUAUGAAGCUAGCAAAGCCUAUAUGCCAAAAGCACCAGAUGAGCUGAGCCUGCAGCAGGCAGAAGUGGUCAUCGUUUUACAGGAAGUGGACGGUUGGUGUCAUGGAGUGCGGAUGAGAGAUGGCGAGAGGGGUUGGUUUCCUGCCAGCUGUGCCACUCAGAUCACGAACCGCACUGCGAUGGAGAACAACAUACAGCGCAUGGCUCGACUACGCAAGGAGACCGACGUCUGAGCGGAGUCUCUUAACUACACCAUGGAACAAACUGUGCUUUCGGACACCUGAAACAUUAGGAUCUCUGUAAACCGAGUGUAAUGUGAAUAAGAACACUGUCAGCAUGAACUGCUUAGUUAAACACCACACACACACACACACACACACUAGAAGAACUGUUUCUGGUUUUAUUUCAGCUUGCCUUUGUUAAAAUUCAUGUUUGGAUACAUAAAAAGUUAUUUAAAAAUGUCAAACUGACCAGAUAUCAAAUUACUUUUAAAAACCAUUUGGUGUAAAAACUUAAGA
This is a messenger RNA of Pimephales promelas (fathead minnow), 2436 nucleotides long. Lineage: Eukaryota; Metazoa; Chordata; Actinopteri; Cypriniformes; Leuciscidae. The record is from RefSeq and is a predicted model, not a curated record.